Molecule: messenger RNA, 2286 nt
Organism: Penicillium verrucosum
Lineage: Eukaryota; Fungi; Ascomycota; Eurotiomycetes; Eurotiales; Aspergillaceae
Product: Six-hairpin glycosidase-like protein
Exons: 2
Coding region: 1-2286 (761 amino acids)
Biological process (GO): carbohydrate metabolic process
Source: RefSeq, a predicted model, not a curated record
AUGGCCAUGUGGAUAUGGCAUCCCGAAUGGACAGAGCACUCAACGGACUCCGCUGGAGCAUUUGUUCACUUUCGCAAGACAAUAACUGUGACAGAAAGUAUUUCAAAACCAGUACAUAUUCACAUCACCGCCGACACGAAAUACAAGCUCUAUGUAAAUUCCGACCUUGUAUCUGUUGGUCCCGUCAAAGGGGACCGUCACCUUUGGUUUUACGACGAGCUAGAUAUUCAACCGUACUUAAGAUUGGGAGCCAACACCAUCAGUGUGAGAGUUCUGCGAUUGUACCAUGCCACGACACACGCAACCAGCUUUCCGCGAUUACAUGUGCCAGGUCUCCUCAUCCGCAACGGUGGCUUGGAUCCCGCUCCGGCCAUCGAUGUUCAGACCAACGACAGCUGGGAAACGGCCCUGGAUAAAUCAACCACGCUACCAACAAACAUUCUAGAGGACGCGUUCUUGCACAUCUACGAGAAAGUCGGUCAAUACACGACGCAGCCAAACUGGAUACCGGCCAAACCUUUGGUUUUUUCCACCUCCCAUGGCCUUGCGGCCCCAUGGAAACUUUCUCCCCGCCUGAUCCCAUUUCCUCGAUAUGAGCCAGUGACAUUUAAAGCCAUUCACAACAUUGAAAGCAACCAGCCCCGAGCGAACUGGGAAGAAGCUUUGCUUGGCCCCCAUGACACAACUUCCGAGGGAAUCUGUCUUCCAGCUGGAAGUCGGCAUCGUUUGGAACUGGAAGUUGAAAACCAUACGACUGCACUGCUUUACUUCCGGUUCAAGUGUCCUGAACAUGCUGGUAGUACCAUGCAGGUGGUCUACUCCGAGUGUUAUGAAGACGUACCCGAUAUUGUCCCAUGGAUCAGAAGAAAAGGCGACCGCCGGGAUACCGGAAAGAAACUGUUAGGGCCAAAAGACGAGUAUUGUAUUUCUGGUGUUGCCGAUCAAAAGCUCAGGAGUACACUGAACUACAACUCAAACUGUUCCGAUGAAGACGUAUUUGCGCCGUUUCACUUUCGAACGUUUCGAUUCCUGGCAUUGGAUAUCACGGUAUCAGCACUCUCAGAUCUCACCAUGAAGCGCAUUGACAUAACCACAACAAAAUACCCCCUACAGGUCCUUGCAGAUUUUGAGGUUCCAUCCGCUGAUAAUCACGCCAGGCAAUCAUCCAACUUCACAACUCAUACUCGCCAGCAGUUUCGACUUACGGCUAGCCGCGCGCCAGCUCACCAACUUCAGCUAAUCCCACAUUUCUCCCUGUUUUGGAUCUGCAUGAUAAGCGAUCAUUUUGAAUACUUCCAUGACGGCGAAUUUGUUCGUCAAUUCCUGCCCGUGUGCGACGGCGUGUUGGAUUCGUUUGCUCGCCGCAUCGACUCCAAGCUCGGCCUCAUUCGUUUGUCCGACAGCUCAGAGCAAUGGGAUUUUGUCGAUUGGGCAGAUUCAUGGAAGCCAUUGGGGAUUCCACCGGCGGCGGAAAGGACUGGCUUUGCAUCAUAUACCAACAUGUUGUAUGCAUAUACACUGAAACGGAUGUCGGAUGUUUUGGUUUCCGUGGGUCGUUCUGCAGUUGCUGGAGAAUACCAACUGAGAGCCGAUGAAACGCUGCUUGCGCUGAAGGCCCACUGCUUUGAUGGACACUUCUUCACAGACGGUCUAGCCUCCGAAGCCGCCUGUGACAAUGAUUAUAGUCAACAUGGUCAGGUUUGGGCCGUUUUGUCUGGUGCCGCAACGGGCGAUUUGGCUUUUGAUAUCAUCUCUGAAUGCACUGCAGUGUCGGGUGCUAGAACAUUUACACAGGCAUCAACGGCAAUGUCUUUUUACACGCUUCGUGCUAUGUCAAUGGUUGGAGGUAGUCUGUAUGACGAAAGGUUCCACGGAUUUUGGGGACCAUGGAAAGACCAGUUGUCCCUGAAUCUUACCACAUGGUUGGAAGAUACAGUCUCCCAACGAUCAGAUUGUCAUGCAUGGGGAAGCUCGCCAAUAUAUGAGUUCACGACCGAGGUUGCUGGCGUUCGAAUGGGUACACCAGGGUGGAAGACCAUGACCUUCCAUCCACGCGUCAGUUUGUUCCCAACACUCGAUAUUAAAGUACCCUUCGGGGUCCCUGGCUCAUUUGGAUUGGCACACGUUCAUUGGAAACGCGAGCACAAUACUACCAAAGUUUCGUUGUCGUUGACCAUGCAUACCGGGAAGUCUGUAAAUAUGCCCAUCCGAGUCGUCUAUCCGGAUGGGCAUGACGAGAUGAUGGACGGGGCUGAAGAUAUUCACCUGACGUUGAAUUCAAAUUGA